AUGCCCCCAUCUCCCCAGUCUCCCCGUCCCACCGCCGUCACGCCCCGUCUCCCCCCUGGUCUCCCCCCGUCUCGCCCCCCGUCUCGCCCCUAUCUCGCCGCUGUCUCACUCUCGUCUUACCCUCGUCUCCCCCCGUCUCCCCCCCGUCUUGCUGCCGUCUCACCGCCGUCCCACCCCCUUCCGCCCCCGUCUGCCCCCAUCUCCCCCUGUCUCACCGCCGUCCCGCCCCCAUCAUGCCCCCGUCCCGCCCCCGUCCCGCCCCCGUCCCGCCGGCCCGCCCUGACGGCCCCGUCCUGUGAGCAGGUGCUGCUGAAGCGGUGCGAAGCCGAGGCCACGCUCGUCGACGCGCUGCUGAAGAGGGCCGCCGAGAUCCAGCUGGGCCCCAAAACCCAGGCGGCGCUGCUGGAGCAGGCCCGGGCCCUGAGCCGGCAGCUGGAGGCGGUGGAGUCCGGGCUCAAGACGGAGGUUCAGGCUCUGGAGACCAUGAGGGACCGGUGGGACCGGUUCGGAGCAGCGUUCCAAGACUUUUCCUCCUGGAUCUCCGACAAAGAGAAGCAGCUGGAAGCCGUCCGGGCCUCCGGGUCUCCUCUGCAGGACCAGAUCAGCACCGUCAAGGCCGUGGGGGCGGAGCUUCAGGAUCGGGCGCAGGCGCUCUCUCGGCUGGAGGCGGACUCUCAGGCGCUGUCUCGGUUCGUGUCUUCGGGCGAAGCGGCCCGGAUCAGGGCCCGGCUCACCCAGGUGGGCCGGUUCUGGGAGGAGCUGAAGGAGAGUCUGCAGCAGCUGGAGGCACAGCUGGAGCAGAGCUCCGCCCACCAGCAGAGGUUCCAGACCAGCCUGGACCAGGUCCAAACGUCUCUGCGGGAGCUGCAGGCCCGGCUGGAGCAGCCGCUCACUUCCUGCACGUCGUCCUCAGAAACCUACAGGUGUCUCCAGGACCACAUGGACGUGGUCCAGGGUCUGGAGGUUCUGCGGGGAACCCUGCUGACGCUGGCGGGCGGAGCCCGGAGGCUCGGCGACAGAGACGAGGCGGAGAAGACGGUGUCUUCUCUGGACAGCAGCUACCAGCAGAACCUGCAGGACGCCCGGACCAAGCAGAACGUCCUGGAGAAGCUGCUGGGCGCCUGGCAGAGGUUCGAGACGCUGCGAUCCAAGAUGGCGUCGUGUUUGGAGCGGAGCGAGGCGGCCUCCAGACCGGAGAACCGGUGUCUGUCUGCGGACAGAAUCAAGCUCCGCAGCGAGAUCCAGGACCUGCAGGCGCUGCAGGCGGAGCUGCAGGACCUGGACCCGGUUCUGGAGCAGCUCCGGGCUCUGGGGGCGGAGCUUGUCUCCACCGCCGACCAGGAGACCCGGACCCGGCUCAGAGAGACGCUGGAAACCCUGCAGACCCGCCUGCAGGUCCAGAACCAGGACCUGCCUCAGAGGCUGCAGGACCUGCAGAACCAGGUCUCGCUGCUGGACCAGUUCCAGGCGGCGCUGCAGACCUUCUCCCAGUGGAGCCAGACGGUUCUGAGCGGCCUGCAGGAGGAACCGGCGCUGACCGGAGAGAACCUGCAGAACGUCAGAGCACAGGUCCAGGAGGCGCAGGCGGCGCUGGACGGGCAGGCGGGGGUCCGGCAGGCCCUGGUCCUGCAGGCGGAGAGUCUGACCCGGUUCUGCUCGGCGGAGGACGGCCGGCGGCUGAGCGGCGGGACGGAGGACGGGCUGCAGGCGUACCGGGACGCCCGGCGGCUGGCGGGGCUGCGGGCGGACGGCCUGGACCGGCUGGCGGUCUUCCUGCGGGCCCGCGGCGCCGCGGCCGGCGAGCUGCGCCGCCUGCGGGACGCCGUGGACGGCGCGGGCGCCGGCGCCUGGGACGGCGGCCGGGCGGAGGAGCUGCGGCGGCAGCUGGACGCCGUCGUCCCCGAAGUGUCCCGGCUGGAGGCCGAGGCCGUCCGGCUGGACGGGGACCUCUGCAAGAGCCACCUGCGCCUGGGGGACGGCGGCGGCGGCGGCGGCGCCACGUGCCGCGCGCUGGCGGACGGCCUCGGCGCCGAGCUGGACGGCGUCCGGAGCCUGCUGGGGACGCGGCAGGGCGAGGCGGAGGCGCUGGCGGCGCUCUGGACGUCCUUCGCUCACAGGAAGCAGCGGCUGCUGGAGGCGGUGGAGGACGUCCGGGACAAGGCGGACCGGCACGGCCUCGGGGAGCCGGGUCUGCACGCCCUGCAGCAGAGGCUGCGGUUCGUGGGCCAGCUGGAGGACGAGCUGCUGUCCCUCCGGCACGAGCAGCAGUGGCUCCGGGACAAGGCGGAGCUGCUGUCCCAGCGGGACGCCGGGCGGGGCGUCCAGGCCCUGAGGGACCUGGACCUGGUCCAGACCGCCUGGGAGGACACCAGCAGAGCCAUCGCCGAGAGGCAGCAGCAGUGCAGCCUGCUGGUUGAACUCCUGACGGAGUUCCAGGCCCUGAGGACCUCCGUCAGCUCCGUCCUCGCCGGCGCCGAGCCUCUGCUGGAGAUCGGGUCCGCUCUGAAGGACCACGAGGAAACCAAGAGGUCGCUGACCAAGCUGGAGGCGCUGAAGGUGGAGAUGGCCAGCCGGCAGCACCAGCUGGACCGGUUCUCCGGCGGGGGGAGGCAGCUGCUGGCCGAGCUGAAGAACAUCCCCGGCUGCGAGACGGAGACGCUGAGGACGGACACGGAGACGCUGGUGGACCAGUGGCUGGACGUCUCGGAGAAGGUGGAGGACAGGGUGGAGCGUCUGAACGUCAGCCUGUGUCUCUGGGAGGACGUCCGGCGUCUCGCCGACUCGGUGGAGACGUGGACCAGCAGCUGCACGGCGGAGCUGAGCGACCGACUCAACAACCUGGACGACAGCCGGGAGGCGGCGGCGCGGCUGGACGCCCUGCAGGCGGAGCUGGCGGAGCAGGAGCAGACUGUGGACGUCCUGCAGCAGAAGGUGUUGGACCUGAAGACGAGCAUCCAGAGCGCCGAGACUCCGGCUAAACUCCAGGUGUUGGAGGACGAGCUGCGGAAGAAGGUGGGCGGCGUGGAGAAGCUGCUGGACCAGACCAGGACCCGGCUCACGGACUUCAGCCGCCAGAGGAAACAGCUGGAGGACUACAUCUGCCAGAUGUCUGCCUGGCUCAGCGGCAUAGAGGACUCGCUGGUGUCGUCCCCGGCCGGAUCCGAUCCCGAAGACAUCUGCAGGGUGAAGGAGCUCCAGAAGGAGCUGCAGAACCAGCAGGGCAGCAUCGAGUCCACCAGAGAGACCCUGACCGCGCUGUGCAGGAAGUACCCGUCCCAGGAGCUGGCCGGUCUGGGCUCGGCGCUGACCCGCCUCGUCAAGACCUACGAGGCCGUCAACCAGCUGUGUGGACGGACGCUGGCGUCCCUCCAGGGCCGUCUCCAGCAGCACUUCAACGACCUGAUCCAGGAGUUCCGCCGCUGGCUCUCGGAGCAGAGGGACAUCGUCUCGGAGUGCUGGGACCGGUCGGGGGACGUGGCCGUGCUGGACCGGAAGCUGCAGAAGUUGAAGGGCGCCGCGGAGCGGGCGGAGGACGGCGAGGCGAGACUGUCCCGGGUGUCUCAGGAAGGACAGACACUGCUCCUCCACCUGCCGAAGGCCGGCGCGGCGGCGGCGCAGCAGCAGCUGUCCUCCGUCCAGCAGGACUGGGACGGCUUCCGGGACCAGUGCCGGCAGAACCAGCAGGUCCUGGAGGACAGCGCGUCCCUGCUGAGAGGGUUCCAGGGACGGCUGGACCGGCUGCGCCGCUGGGUGGAGCAGAUGGACAGGAGACUGACGGAGGAGCUGAUGGAGGUGGACGCGGAGACGUCCGUCCUGCAGCAGGUGGAGGACUUCCAGCAGGAGGCGCUGAAGGAGAGGGACUCGCUGGAGCGUCUCUGUCAGGAGGGACAGGCGCUGAGCGACGGCGGCCGUGGGGACGGCAGCGAGACGCGGGUGUCCUCUCAGCUGCAGGCGCAGCACCAGGCGCUGCUGCGCCGCGUCUCCGAGCGUCUCCGGAGCGUCCAGCUGGCGCUGCAGGACCGGCAGGUCUUCCAGGACACGCUGCAGUCCACCUGGACCUGGAUCCGGGACGUCCAGGACCGGCUGGCGUCCCUGGACUCCACGCAGGGGAGCAAGGACACGCUGGAGAAGAGGCUGGUCCUGGUCCAGGACGUCCUGCUGAUGAAGGGUGAGGCUGAGGUGAAGCUGAACGUGGCGGGGGGGAAGGGACAGCAGGUCCUGAAGCAGAGCCGGCCCGAGACCCGGGACCCGGACCCGGUCCGGGUCCAGCUGCAGAGCCUGCAGGACGCCUGGGGGACGCUGCUGAUGAGCGCCAUGAGCUGCCACAGCCGCCUGGAGUGGACGGUGACGCAGUGGACCGGCUUCCUGGAGGCCCGGGGCCAGCUGGAGCAGUGGAUGGAGGCGGUGGAGGCGGAGCCGGGCCCGGCGGGGGCGGGGCCGCCGGGCCUGAAGGAGAAGGCCGCCACGCUGGAGCGGCUCCGCGCCGUCCGGGCCGACGUGGACGCCCACGCCGCCGCGCUGGCCCGCCUGACGGAGCAGGCGGCCGAGCUGCACCGCAAGACCGGAGACCCCGCCUUCGGCCCCGACGCCCGGGACCGGCUCGCCGCCCGCUUCGCCGACGUCUCGGCCGUCGUCAAGCCACAUCUGAAGUGGACGAAGGGACAGAAGACCCAGGGGAACCACUGCAGACGCCGCCACCAGUUUGCCGAGAAGGUGGAGGUCGUGGAUUACGGUCAUCGGGACCCGGCCAUGAAGCGGAGGCCGGCGGCGGACCUGAAUGCGAUAACCCCGGGACAGUGUGCUAGCCCCAAGCUUCUGGAGUGUGGAGUGGGGGGGCAGAGACACAUGCUGGGGCCUCCGCUGCGGAAACCGUUCUGUGUUCCUGGCGACGAGUCUCUGGAAGAGGAUUCGGACCAGCAGAGUACCUCCGUGAAGACGAGGGUCGGGUGGAGGACAUGCAGAGCGCCGUGUCGGAGCACGAGCAGUACCUGGACGCCGUCAGGGACUUCAGCGACUGGCUGGCCUCCGCCCGCGAGGACCUGCAGCGCUGGUCCCACCUGUCCGGGGACGCCGAGUCCCUCAACAGGAACCUGUCCAAGGUGCAGGAGCUGCUGUCCUCGGCGUCCCGGGGCCGGGACCGGCUGGCCCGGGUGCGGCGGUGCGCGGCGGCGGUCCGGGACCGGGGACCGGACCGGCUCGGGGGGCUCGGAGGCGCUGGAGCGGGAGGAGGCGGCGCUGCUGUCGUCGUGGGAACAGUGGGAGGGCGGAGCCCGGCAGACCCGCUCCGCCCUGGAGGCGGAGCUGGCCCGGAUCGCCGCCUCGGAGCGGGAGCUGGGGGGCCUGGCGGCCCGGCUGGACCGGGACCUGCGGGACCUGGGGGGCCGGCUGGACGACUGCCGGCGCCGCCUGGACCGGGCCGAGGAGCCGGGCGACGGCGAGGAGGCGGCCGCCGCCUGGCGCGCCGCCAAGGACGUCCUGGAGGACCUGCUGAAGGCGGAACCGCUCUGCGACGGCCUGAAGACCCAGAUCAACGACCUGUGCCGGUUCUCCAGAGAGACCGGCUCCCAGUCCGAGCGUGUGUCUGCCCUCAUCAAGGACUACAACAGUCUGACUCUGCAGGCGUCCAGGUCUUGCCAGAACAAGGAGAAGGUUCUGGACCAGGGGUUCCGCUCGGCCUGCAGGGACUUCCAGCAGUGGCUGGUCCAGGCCCGGAUCCACACGGCCAAGUGCUUCGAGGUCCCGCAGACCCUGCAGGAGGCGUCCCAGAGCCUGGCCAGGCUCCAGGAGUUUUUAGGCGACAGAGAACCGGGACAGUCCAGGCUGAACCGUGUCCUGCAGGACGGCGAGACCCUGUCCAGCAUCGCGGCCCCGGACCAGGUGGAGGCGGUCCGCGUCAAGAUGUCCUCGGCCCGGGACGACUGGAAGACCCUGAUGUCCAACCUGCUCAGCCGGGAGGACGGCCUGCAGAACCUGCAGUCCCAGAUGAAGGACCUGGAGGCCUCCGCAGAGCCUCUCCAGGAGAACCUGAACUCCACCCAGCUGACGGUGCAGCAGAGCUCCACCCGCCUCCACGACCUGCCGGCCAAGAGGCAGGAGCUGCACAAGCUGCAGGAGAAGGCGUCCCGGAUCGAGCGGAUCGUGUCGGAGCACCAGCAGUUCUCCCAGGGCCUGCAGGACCUGCAGACCUGGGUCUCGGACACGGCCCACACCCUGCAGACCUACUGCGCCCCCACGGCGGACCGGGCGGUCCUGGACUGCAGGAUGGUCAAGCUGGAGGCGCUGCUGACGGCCCGGCAGGAGAAGGAGAUCCAGCUGAAGGUCCUGGUCACCAGGGGGGAGGCGGUCCAGAGGAACACCUCGGCCGAGGGGGUCCCGGCGGUCCAGAGGCAGAUCCAGGACCUGAAGGACUCCUGGGACGCCCUGCUGUCCGCCUCCAUCCACUGCAAGAGCCAGCUGGAGGGGUCCCAGUCCCGCUGGACCAGCUACCAGGACGACGUCCGGCACUUCCUGGCCUGGAUGGACCGGCUGGAGCCGAGUCUGGAGCCUUCAGACAGACCCUGUCCUGAGAUGAGGGACAAGACCGCCAACCUGAGCCGAGCCAAGCUGCUCCAGGAGGAGGUUCUGAGCCACGGUUCUCUGCUGGAGAACCUCAGUGUGAAGAGCGCCGGCAUGGCGGAGAACAGCGCCGCCUGCUGGAGCUGCAGGAGCUGCAGGAGCGCUACAGCGGCCUGAAGGAGACCGCCACGAGGGCGGUCUCUGCAGCCCAGGACCUGGUCCAGGCCCACCAGGCCUACCAGCAGGGCCUGCAGGGCCUGCAGGACUGGCUGGACGGGGAGCAGGAGACGCUGGGGGGGCUCCUGCAGCCGGAGGGGGACGUUGGACCGGCUGGAGCAGACGCUGCAGAAGCUGCAGGAGCUGCAGCGGCGUUGCACCGAGGGCCAGGCGCUGCUCAACGGCCUGCAGGAGGCCCGCGAGCCGCUGCUGCCCCGCGGCCCCCCCCACGCCGAGGACCGGCUCCUGGAGACCCUGCGGAGGGACUGGCGGCUCUACCGGGCCCGGCUGGCCGACGCCCGCGCCCUGCUCAACGGCACGCUGGCCAAGCUGCGGCAGGUGGAGCAGAGGUUCCAGCGCCUGGACGGCUGGCUGAAGAGCAUGGAGGCCAAGGUGGAGCGGAGGGGGGGCCGGCGCUCCGACCGCGGCACCAAGGAGGCCCAGCUGGCCCUGC
Salarias fasciatus (jewelled blenny) is the source of this 7225-nucleotide messenger RNA. Its product is annotated as nesprin-1-like. The record is from RefSeq and is a predicted model, not a curated record. The transcript has 37 exons. NCBI's taxonomy places the organism in Eukaryota, Metazoa, Chordata, Actinopteri, Blenniiformes, Blenniidae. Gene Ontology annotation, molecular function: protein binding. The coding region runs from base 1 to 6732 and encodes 2243 amino acids.